GCACUUCCAAGCAUGGGAACAGCCAGAGGAAAUGCCUGCGGCCAAGAGAUGGCUGUCUUGUGCCCUUGUCUGUCCCUGGAUCCAAGAGCCCAUGGAGGAGAAUGCAGUUGUGGGCAUAUCCCUUGGAGCAUGGAUCAUCUGGGGUAUAUCCGAAGCGGAGUGAGAGAGAGUGCCAACAAGCUCGCCGUCCCACAGAAGAAUGCCUAUGCCCGGCUGGUCCAGCAGCACCGCAGUGGCCGCUUCCGCUCCUAUUUAAAUCAUGUCGCCCAGAAGAUGCAGUUGGAGGAGAUGGGCGUGACUGAUGCUGGUUCGGAUGCAGACCUGCCUUUGAAAGGGGGGAUGGUGCGAGAGGCUGUAACAAAAAACGGGAUGAACAUGCGAGGUGCUUCGCCAAAUAAAGCCUCAUUGUUGGAAAACCCUGAGCGUAUGGGAGUGGAGAUGCUUCCUAAUGAUGGGCCCGAAGCCUUCAGGAAGGCCCCGGCUUUGGCUUGUCCAGAGGCACACCAGCUCGGUGCGGGAGAGUUGGAAGAGGCCUGUGGUCCCCAUCCUGGAGAGGGUAACUCAGAGAUGGAGGGCCUCAGCCGGGCUUUGAGCAGCUGCAGGUUAACACGAAGCCCGAGGCCGGGCCAUGCUCUCCAGAAAGCUGGAACCUCUCAAGAAAAGGAUGUGCCUGAGAGUGGACAUAAACUGCAGAAAAACAAAUGUGCUGUGAAUAUGGGAAGGGUGCGGGAGGUCUCUGCAGCAGAGCAGCAGCCCCCCUCACAUUCAGAGAAACCGGGGCCUCUUCCUUGUGACCAGCUGCCAGGGAGCCGGGCUCAAAAGGACUCUGAGCUGAGUAGCAGCACUCCUCCUAGCCUGGGCAAAAAGAGGCAGCUCUUGGAGUCUGAAGCCAUGAGCCAGUUGGACUGCAAGAUGCACCCAAAGCAGCUGGGGACUCCGAAAGGUGGGCCCCAUGCAUUCGGCCGCUCUGGAGCUGGGUCAUCACCAGGUGACAAAAAGAUGCCAAGCAAACACUCACAGGGGAAGAAAAGGAAUAUAUUUGAGGCCUACAUGUCUAAGGAGAACGUUUCAGCUGGUUUGAAGAGGGGGACACUUAUUCAGGGUGUGUUGAGGAUAAAUCCGAAGAAGUACCAUGAGGCUUUUAUUCCUUCUCUGGAUGGGACCAGAGACAUCUUUAUCGAUGGAGUUGUCGCUCGGAACAGAGCUUUGAAUGGUGAUGUGGUGGUUGUGGAACUGCUGCCCCAGGAUCGCUGGAAGGUGAUUAAGACAGAUGACAGUGAUAGAGGAGCUGAUGCUGUGCCCGAGUCUGAUGUCACCGAGGAGCUGUUGGAGACUCCACCUCGGCAACUUGGGAGGAGGCAGGCUGGUGACAACCCUGAUGUCAUCCUCGAAGCUCAGCUUAAUGAUGGCGACCCUGAGGAUGGGCACGAACAUGGAGCAGGUGUGCUGGCUGGUGGUGCCCCGGAGAAGGGAAAUGAGAAUGUUGAUACACAGAGUGCAGCCCAGGGAAACCUCCCCAAGUGCCAAGACCCAAGACUUUGCCCAGACAACUUGCUGCAAAGAUCUGCAAAGGUGGUUUAUAUCUUGGAGAAGAAGCAUUCCCGGGCAGCCACUGGGUUUAUCAAGCUCUUGGCCGAUAAGAACAGUGAGCUGUUCAGGAAAUGUGCCUUGUUUUCACCCUCCGAUCACCGAGUCCCUAGGGUUUAUGUGCCCCUCGCUGACUGCCCUGUGGACUUUGUGACGAGGCCCAGUGACUAUGCCCGGACACUCUUUGUCUGCAGAAUUGUGGCCUGGGAGGAGCACAGCCACUUUGCAGUGGGACAUCUGGCUAAGAGCCUGGGCCAGGCCGGUGAGAUCGAGCCUGAAACAGAGGGGAUCUUGACGGAGUACGGGGUGGAUUUCUCUGAUUUCUCCUCAGAAGUUCUGGACUGCCUCCCCCAGUGCCUGCCUUGGACCAUCCCACCUGCAGAGUUCAGCAAGAGAAGAGAUUUAAGGAAAGACUGUGUCUUCACGAUCGACCCUUCCACAGCUCGGGAUCUGGAUGAUGCACUCUCCUGCAAGCCCCUUCCUGAUGGGAACUUUGAGGUGGGAGUUCACAUCGCAGACGUCAGUUACUUUGUUCCAGAAGGAUCAGCCCUGGACGGAGUGGCCAGCGAGAGAGCCACGAGUGUCUACCUGGUGCAGAAGGUCAUCCCCAUGCUCCCCAGACUGCUCUGUGAGGAGUUGUGCAGCCUCAACCCCAUGACUGACAAGCUCACAUUCUCUGUCAUCUGGAAGCUGACCCCAGAAGGCAAGAUCCUUGAUGAGUGGUUUGGCCGGACUGUCAUCUGUUCUUGUACCAAACUGAGUUAUGAUCAUGCCCAAAGCAUGAUUGAACAGCCUGACAGGAAGUUCCGUGAGGACGAGCUGCCCCCCGUGUCUACAGAGCACCCCAUUGAGCAGAUCCAGCAGGCUGUCUUGAAUCUUCAUGGGAUCGCCCAACAGUUGCGCCGGCAACGUUUUGUGGAUGGAGCGCUUCGACUGGAUCAGCUAAAACUUGCUUUCACUCUGGACCAGGACACCGGGAUGCCUCAAGGAUGCCACAUCUAUGAAUACAAGGACAGCAACAAGCUGGUGGAGGAGUUCAUGCUGUUGGCCAACAUGGCUGUGGCUCAUCAAAUCUACCGCUCGUUCCCCAAGCGGGCCCUGCUGCGCCGCCACCCGCCGCCCCAGACCAAGCUGCUGAAUGACCUCAAGGAGCUCUGUGACCAGCUGGGGCUGGCCAUUGACUUCAGCUCAGCGGGAGCCCUUCAUAAAAGUCUGACCGAGAUGUUCGGGGAUGAUGUGUAUUCAUUGGCUUGGAAGGAAGUGCUAACCAACAUGUGCUCGAGGCCUAUGCAGAUGGCCUUGUAUUUCUGCACGGGUGUGCUCCAGGACGAAACUCAGUUUCGACACUAUGCCCUCAAUGUGCCCCUCUACACCCACUUCACGUCACCCAUCCGCCGCUUCGCUGACGUGCUGGUGCACCGGCUCCUUGCCGCCUCACUCGGUUCUAGAGAGCCCCUGAGCCUGGAUGCAGAUGCCCUCCAGAAGCGGGCUGACCACUGCAAUGACCGACGGAUGGCUUCCAAGCGGGUGCAAGAACUCAGCACUAACCUCUUCUUUGCGGUCAUGGUCAGGGAGAGCGGCCCCUUAGAGUCAGAGGCCAUGGUGAUGGGGGUCCUGAACAAGGCCUUCGACGUGCUGGUGUUACGCUUUGGAGUGCAGAAGCGCGUCUACUGUAACGCAUUGCCACUACAGGACUACCGUUUUAGGAAGGUGGGGAAGAAGCCGGAGCUCACCCUCAUCUGGGAGCCCGAGAACCCCCAGCAGGAGGCCGUGCACCAGGUUAUUGCCAUUUUCAGCCUGGUGGAGGUGAUGCUGGAGGCCGAGGACGAUAACCUCAAGUUCAGAGCUGUCCUGAAGAGGCCAGGGGUGGGGGCCUCCGGCCCGAAGGAUUGAGGCAGAUGAGUGCCCAGCACGGCGACCCCCGGGGCCUCUCCAAGCCAGAGAGGAUUUUAAAUUUGUUUAAAGUUGAAGUGAAGUUGAACAAGCUGGGAGUUUUGUUGGAGUUUAAUUUUAACAUGAACUGUAGGUGGAAAGAGGGGGGGGGGCUGGACUAAGGUAUUGGGAGAGGGGGCUCAGGUGCUGCCCCCCAAGCAGGGCAUGCCCCCUGCUCCUGGCUCGCCCAGCAGACCCCUCGGGGGUGGUGUGGCCGCCUGGCCUGGCCAGCCUGGGGCUUUCUGGGUAAAUCCACAUAAACAGAAUAAAUGGAAUGAGAAGGGA
Molecule: messenger RNA, 3804 nt
Organism: Dromiciops gliroides (monito del monte)
Lineage: Eukaryota; Metazoa; Chordata; Mammalia; Microbiotheria; Microbiotheriidae
Gene: DIS3L2
Product: DIS3 like 3'-5' exoribonuclease 2
Exons: 22
Coding region: 13-3480 (1155 amino acids)
Biological process (GO): miRNA catabolic process
Cellular component (GO): P-body; exosome (RNase complex)
Molecular function (GO): 3'-5'-RNA exonuclease activity; RNA binding
Source: RefSeq, a predicted model, not a curated record